GAAGCCGCAACGAACGAAACCAGAACAAGCAAGCAGAAUGAACUGAGGACUGGAAGACGAGAAGGACCUUGGGGUGUGUUGUAGCCUAUAUACACUUUGCGUUCACGGUCCUGCAACCCCGACACCUUGCCUAAUUGGACCACGUUCAGCGUCUCUGAAGAUUCCGAGGUGCCCUACAGACACACAAGUGAACCUUUUCCUAUCAUCCGCAGCCACAAGGUCCUGACCCAACAUCACAUCCACCUCCACUGGCACACCCGCCAUUUCCGCCCGCCAUGAAGCCCAACGGGUUGCUUGCCCUGGUGCUUUGUACUUUUGCCGCAGCUGCCGCAGCCUGGAGUAAAGAGGACCACGAAAUCUUCCGGCUCCAAGACGAGGUAGUCGCUCACGAAGGACCGAACGUUACUUUCUACGAUCUUCUCGGUGUCAACCCCUCGGUGGGUCAAGAUGCGCUCAACAAAGCUUACCGCAAGAAAUCUCGAGAGCUGCACCCCGACAAGGCACGCUCUAACUUCAUCAACAGCUAUGCGCUCAACCAAAAGAAGAAGAACAAAGGCUCGAAGAAACCCGGGGUGCAUGUGACCAAACAGCCGAGCAAGAAGGAAGUUGAUGCGCAUGUCAAAGAGGUCACGGCCAAAUACCAAAGGCUCUCUGUCAUUGCGAAUGUCCUGAAAGGGCCCGAAAGGGAGCGUUACGACCACUUCCUGAAGAAUGGUUUCCCCAAGUGGAAAGGCACUGGAUACUACUAUGCUCGAUUCCGUCCCGGGUUGGGCUCUGUGAUGAUGGGACUCUUGGUUGUCUGCGGAGGAGGCAUGCACUACUUUGCUCUGGUCAUGGGCUGGAAGCGCCGCCGGGAGUUUGUAGAGAGAUAUAUCAGGCACGCGCGCAAGACAGCUUGGGGUGACGAUACUGGCAUCAAGGGCAUUCCCGGAGUAAGCUCUCCCGUCCCUGAGGUCAAUACUCCGCCAGUCGAGGAGUCUCCAGACGAGAUGGUCCCUAGGAACCGCCGCGAAAGGCGCAUGAUGGACAAGGACAAUCGCAGGGACAAGAAAGCGCAAGCAGCUAAGAAAACACGUAUAUCUGGCAUCAGCACCCCAAUGGAGGCCGAACUCAUCUCUGGUCCACAAGGAGCCAAGAGGCGAAUUGUUGCAGAGAACGGCAAGGUCCUCGUUGUCGACUCUGUCGGCAAUGUCUUCCUAGAAGAAGAAACUGACGAGGGCGUCAAACAAGAGUUCCUUCUUAAUCCCGAUGAAGAACCCCGCCCCACUAUAUACGACACCCUCCUUUUUAAGUUCCCCAAAUACUGCUACAACCAAUCCAUUAGCCGCAUCCUCGGAAACAAGCCCGCCAUCAACGAACUCCUCCUCGAGACCUCUGAAUUCCCUGAAAACGAAGUCUCCUUGCACUCCGCCACUGCCCCCAAUGCGAACGGAGAAACCAGGAAGCGGAAAUCCAAGGCAAGGGGCAUCAGGUAGUGAAGUUAGCUCCCUGAGAGGAUACUUAGGGCGAUUGCUAUAAAAGUGCUCGGAGAUGGAGUUUGAUACCUGGGAUUGUAUAGAAACUGUUUAUUCGUUGUUGGCCCCUAAGAAUUCUAAAGAGCCAAACAAUCUAAAAAUACCUAGCACUUCACGAUAGGUGUUUGUUAUUGA
Lindgomyces ingoldianus is the source of this 1649-nucleotide messenger RNA. RefSeq names its product DNAJ domain-containing protein. The record is from RefSeq and is a predicted model, not a curated record. The coding region runs from base 276 to 1475 and encodes 399 amino acids. Lineage: Eukaryota; Fungi; Ascomycota; Dothideomycetes; Pleosporales; Lindgomycetaceae. The transcript is spliced from 3 exons. Gene Ontology annotation, cellular component: endomembrane system.